This is a messenger RNA of Notothenia coriiceps (black rockcod), 1871 nucleotides long. It is a transcript of the gene layna, whose product is annotated as layilin a. The transcript has 7 exons. The record is from RefSeq and is a predicted model, not a curated record. NCBI's taxonomy places the organism in Eukaryota, Metazoa, Chordata, Actinopteri, Perciformes, Nototheniidae. Gene Ontology annotation, molecular function: hyaluronic acid binding. Bases 1 to 1452 code for a protein of 483 amino acids.
AUGGACCUGCUGACAAUCUUCUGUUACCUUCUGCUUUUAUGUUUCGAACCAUCUGCAGCCUCAAGCCUCAUUACAGGUCAACGUGUGUGCAAAGCGGGAAAAGGGAAGCCGUGUUACAAGCUGGCCUAUUUCUCCGAGCUCCGGCGGAGGCUGAACUUUGUGGAGGCCGAGCUGGCCUGCAGGCGGGACGGGGGGCAGCUGCUGAGCGUGGAGUCAGAGUCUGAGCAGAAGAUCGUGGAGCAGCUCAUCACGGAGCUGCGACCCACCGACGGAGACUUCUGGAUCGGUCUACGCCGAAACCAUGGCGAAGAGGAGAGCAGCGCUGACUGCUCCCCUCAGUACUACUGGCUGGACGGCAGCAGGUUCACCUUCAGGAACUGGCACUGGGACGAGCCCUCCUGCGGCUAUGAGGUGUGUGUGGUGAUGUACCACCAGCCGUCCGCUCCUCCCGGUCUGGGGGGGCUCUACAUGUUCCAGUGGAACGACGAUAAUUGUGAAACUAAGAACAACUUCAUCUGCAAAUACACUGCAGAGAAGCCACUGGAACCUUCUCCGUCUCCCAACGCCACUCAAACAAAUGUCUUCCCUUCAUCUGUGCUGCCGUGGAAUCCAAGUGACUCUAACCAGGGCAGAAUCACAGCCCUCAAUUUGAUUUACAUCAUCAUUCCCACCAUUCCCCUGAUAGUGCUGUUACUCACAGUGAUGGGAGUCUGCUGCUUCAAAAUGAUUGUCGGACGAAGGAGGAAACAGCAGAAAUCAGAAGUCUGCCAGACAGAUCCCGGCAUCUGCUCCAGCCCGGUCCCAAUCGAUGUCUACAACGUCAUUCAGUCCCAGAAGGAGGACGACCUGGUUUCCACUCGCCCGAACACCAAAAACACCUCUUUCUUAUGCUCCUCCCCGGACACCCCGACAGGUGACUACGACAACCUGGGUGGUCGGGACACAGAGAGCGGGUUUGUGACGCUUGCCAGCACAGAGAGUGGCUACCUCAACUUUGACCUCAAUGACCUCAGCCUUGGGCGACGUGCCACCCGCGACUUCUACGACAGCAGCUUGGGUCGCCCGGCAAAGAGAGAUUUAAAUGACAGCAGUGUGAGCGGCGGCACCGGGCACCGAGAGUUUUAUGACAGGAGUCUCGGUCGUCGUACUACAAAGAGUGAGCAUUACGGCAGCAGUGUGUACGGAGACCAUGUGUUGUAUGAUGGCAGUAUCAGAGGAGGCAGUGACCUCUUUGAUCCCAAACUGAUGCCUGGAAGUCACACAGUGAAAGCUGACCUCUAUCAGACAUAUACCACCAGCGGCAAAGGAGACACUUACCAAACAAGCCUGGGAACCUAUGGAAACCGAAAAUCCUACCAAGCAACCCUGGAUUACUACAGAAAUGGCCUGAACUUCGAUGGCGGAAGGAGAUACUUCAAUGAAGAAGAAUGGAUCAACAGAGAGAACUACUGAUCCUCUGAAGGGCUCCUUUAUUGUGUGUGAAGCAGUGAUGUGUGAUUGUGGAUAGGGAAAAACUGCACGUACAUGGUUGCGAUUGUUUGUGCUGUAUAUUUCUGAAGCUUCAAAUCUGAUGACGACAUGCUUAAAUCAUAUUUUAUAACUGACCUGAAGCCAGUGUGGUACUUCGUGUGUGGUUUGCAUGGCCUUGUCAUGCUGCCUUUGCUUGGUAGGAACACUUUGCCUGCAAAUACUGUUUUGAUCACACCAAAGUCUACCUAAUACUGCUACCUCAAACAGUAACUGCAAGUGUGUUUUGACAUGGCCUUAAAUGUUGAGAACUUCCCUUAUGUACAAAUGCCGCUCUGGCUUCAAUCAAAGACAAUGCUAGCAUCAAAGUAAGGGCAUGAUAUUGAAGAGAAUGACAACAUAUA